CCGGACUCUCCGCUGCAGUCUACCGCGCAGUCGCGGCGACCCGCCAAGACUUUGUGGGGCCGGCUGGAGGACCAGUUAAACUACACCAACAGGCGGGUCGUUAAAGUCUUCGCCAUUGACACACUUGGCGGACAAAGCUCUCCAUUCCUCACUCUUGAAUGGAAGCGGACGGUUUCGUGUCCCGGCGAUCGUCCGUGGAAACACCGGGCGUAGACAGUCGAGUCACAGGCGCUGCAGCCGGGGCAGAGUUUCGAUGGAUGGGCGGCAGAGUCCUAGACGCCAUGGUGGGAUUUGGCGGGUCUCCUUCACCGAGGAUGCCAGGGGAACACGACUUUGCCCCGAUGUUGCAUCGAGCAACUCCGGAGAUCUCAACCUCGGUCGAGCCAGAAAUAGACUAUGAAGGACUGCCUCAGGGGGUAGCCACCAGCACUCACAUGCUGGCAGGGUCCGUGGCUGGAAUCAUGGAGCACUGCCUUAUGUACCCCAUCGACUGUGUCAAGACUCGCAUGCAGAGCCUGCACCCUGAGCCGGGGGCGCGCUACAGGAAUGUGAUGGACGCCCUGCGGCAGAUCGUUCGGACCGAGGGCGUGUGGCGGCCAAUCAGAGGCGUGAAUGUGCUGGCAGUGGGGGCGGGGCCUGCCCACGCUCUCUACUUUGCCUGCUACGAAAAGAUCAAGUUCUCACUCAGUGAUGCCAUUCAUCCCGGCGCCAACAGCCACUUUGCUAACGGAGUGGCGGGCUGCAUGGCCACGGUGCUGCACGACGCCAUCAUGAACCCAGCCGAAGUUGUGAAACAGCGAAUGCAGAUGUUCAACUCUCCAUACCGCGGCGUCCUGCACUGUAUCGGGUCCCUGCUGAGGCACGAGGGUCCUGCCGCUUUCUACCGCAGCUACACCACCCAGCUGACCAUGAACGUGCCCUUCCAGGCGCUCCACUUCAUGACCUACGAGUACCUCCAGGAGCUCCUCAACCCCCACAGAAACUACAACCCUUCCUCCCACGUGGUGUCUGGCGCGCUGGCUGGAGCCGUGGCGGCCGCUGCCACCACGCCCCUCGACGUCUGCAAGACCCUCCUCAACACGCAGGAGGCGCAGGCCAUACACGUGGUCCAGGCCGAGGCCGCGACAGCUGCUGGAGCGGUUGGAGCCACCACCGCAGCCCCCGGCGGCCGCCACAUCUCUGGCCUGGGCGAGGCGUUUCGGACUGUGUACAGAACGGGAGGCACGCCGGCCUUCUUCAAAGGGGUCCAAGCCCGUGUCAUCUACCAGAUGCCCUCGACAGCCAUCAGCUGGUCCGUCUACGAGUUCUUCAAAUACGUCAUCACCAAGCGGCAGCACGAGAGGCGGCUGCGUGGAGAUCGUGAUGGAGACAAGUAAUCGGCAACACAAAGGUUCUUUGCACCGUACCGAUCAAUGCCAUCGGUAUUGAUUUCUGAACAUCUGAAGGUUUGAAAGGCUCCAGAAUUUUAGAUUCUUUGAGCUACAAGUCAACUGUUAUUUUGUUUACGGAGAUCUAUGAAGCGUGCGGUCUGAUCUAGUUCACAGCAGGUGAGGACACACACAGCUGUCAGAGGACAGCUUGUCCUCGGUCUUUACAUCCAGCGUUCCUCAUUGGUCAGGGCCACGAUGUUGCAGACAGGAAGUCGUGCUUUCCUCAACUCUUCUCACGAAAUUUUAAUGCUUUAACUGUUUUUCAUUUGUGUUGGACUCUUGACAAAGCCCCCUUCCUGUACUGGCUUUCAAAAAGCUCAUUAUUUAUGAAAGGUAACACACAGUAAACGUUUGUCGGCAUUUGAACAGUUUUGUCUUGGCUCAGAGCUCGAGUGCAUUGAAUUAAAACAAAGCUACGAUGCUGAGGUUAAAGUGCUGACUUGGAGCUUUAAUUCGAGGGUGUUUACAUUCACUUUCAAUCAACUGUGUAGUAACUGUACCUUCUUCCUCUUCUUUUUUACCUCCUUAAAGAUUAAAGGACAACAAGAUCUACACUGAUGAGAAAAACAAACCCUCAGAGCUGAAAGCCAGAACUUUAACCUCAGUUCGAGUUCAGCUCCACUGCGUCUGAGUUCACGGCCAGAACAAAAACGUAUCCUGAUCCAAGUACUUAAGAAGUGCUCUGUAAACUGGGUUAACACCCAGUCUCCUGCCUGCACGCGUUGCACUUCUUUUAAGUGUGAUAUUACUUUUGACCACAGGGGGGCGCACAGCUCGGCCCACACUAAACUAGCAGAAAAACAACUUUACAGGGUUUACAGAAUCAACAGCAUCAAACUAUCCUGAGUCCUAACGUACAGUAACUGAGAGUCUGCUGAGAGGAAGCAACAACAAAACCUCUUAAAAGAGAAAAAUUCCUCUGACAUGUUGGAGACACAAAGCCUGUAAUUUAUUCAGUUUUUUUUUUGAGGUCACAUUUGGUUUUGGAUUCAACAUACUCAAGUAUUCAACACUUGAAUGGAGCAGGUGUGUGUGUGGAGGGGGAGGGGGUUCAGUUCCUUUGAGCCCAGCGGUGACCCGGUUUGAUCUCAACUGAAUUGCCCACUUUGUGCUGUCCCGUCAAAGCAAAAAUGCAGCAACACAAAGUAAUAAAAAUCAAAAUAAUCUGGCUCUGUUUAGACCUCAGUCAGCGUCAGACCACACUAAGAUUCCUCUGAAGGACAGCGUGAGGUCAUUGCACUGAAAGUCUCAUACUGUCGCCGCCAUCGCACCCAGUGAUUUCAGGUUGACACGUCUGAAGGCUUCAGAUGGCGUGUGGAGCUUAGCCUGAUGCUGUUAACUUUUAAAUGAGAACAGCUUGUGCAUCAUGAGGAAGAUGGGUCAUACUGGAGCACUGCAGCAGGAGAAGUACUCAGUCACAGAUGUGUUUUGUUCUGGAACAAGCAUCUUUUAGAUGAAACGACACCUCAGACAAUCACCUUUUCUUUAGAGUUAUUUGUUUUAACCCGCACAGCAUCGCAGCACUUCGUAGCAAACCGCUUUGCCAGUUAAAACGAGAGCAGAGAGUAAAGUAAAAAUACUCAUGAAAUACUAACACAUGCCUUCAUUAGCCGCCAUAUAUCCAACGCACAACUACGACAAGGAGAUCCUCAGAUAAGAGUAACAUUGUGUUUUGAAGCCAUAAAAAAUAUAGACUUGUACAUAAAAUAUAUAUAUAUAUAUAUAAUAUCAAGAUGGACAGAUAUAGAUAAACCAAAACACUCUAACCAGCUGACUUUCAGAGCUAAACCUUGUGCUCAGUUAUACAAAUGCAUCAAACCAAGAGUUUUAGCAGAGACGCCGCACAAAGUCCUCAUUGGGAACAAAGGAAACAAAACCUGCAUUAUUCUAAACUGACUUUAUGUGAGAGGAGAGCGUUUCAGGACUGGGAAACCAAAGACAGCAAUAGGAAGAGGAAGUGGUUUGUCGGACGCCGACUCUAAUGUGAAAUGCUUGAACACUGCUCGAGAGCGACACCUGUAUUUUGUGAAUUGUAAAUAAACUUGCUAAGGCAGCUCCUCGCAGAAGCAGGGUCUUCUCUUGGUGCUGAGAGAACUUCA
Scatophagus argus is the source of this 3529-nucleotide messenger RNA. RefSeq names its product mitoferrin-2-like. Gene Ontology annotation, biological process: iron import into the mitochondrion. The record is from RefSeq and is a predicted model, not a curated record. Gene Ontology annotation, molecular function: ferrous iron transmembrane transporter activity. Bases 159 to 1376 code for a protein of 405 amino acids. The transcript has 4 exons. NCBI's taxonomy places the organism in Eukaryota, Metazoa, Chordata, Actinopteri, Scatophagidae. Gene Ontology annotation, cellular component: mitochondrial membrane.